UACUUGUUCGUGACCUACAAUAAGAGCAAGAAGAACGUAAUUUUUUGGGUUUAAUUUUUAUAUACUUAAUAUAUAUUGUUAUCAAUAGAGCAUGGCUGCAGUAUAUCGUAAUUUUAUUGUGACCCUUGAUAAAUUUGUGCCACCAAAAUUCCAACCUGUAUGGAAUCAUCCUGCUGGUCCAAAAACCAUUUUUUUCUGGGCUCCAGCAUUCAAAUGGGCUCUUGUGAUAGCGGGAAUUGGAGAUAUUGCUCGACCAGCUGAGAAAUUGAGUGUAUCCCAGUCAUCAGCCUUGGCUGCUACAGGAAUAAUCUGGUCUCGUUACUCAAUGGUCAUUAUACCUAAGAACUGGAACCUCUUAAGUGUCAAUAUUUUUGUUGCUCUGACUGGAAUUUACCAACUCUCCCGGAUCUACAUGUACCAUAGUUCACAGCAAAAGCAAGCAAACCAGGAAUAAACCAGAACUUCUGCAGAAUACUGUAGUAAUCUUGAAUUUUAUGGUACAAAAUAUUUAGUCAGUGUAAAUAUAAUAAUGAAUGAACUGCACCAUUGUGCUUAUUCAAUUGUAGUUUGAUUCUGUUAAUCAACAGGCUUUCCUUUAUAAAGAGUAGUAGAGAACAAUUUAAAAUUCUUGCUAAUGCAAAUAAUGAACAGGAACUGCAUGUAAAGCAAUGUUGAUUAACAGAAUCAAACCAGGAUUGAAUGAGCAAAAUCAUGCAGUACCCUUAUUAUUAAAUCUAUAAUGUGUUAGUAUUUGUUAUAGUCAACAUAGGUAUCAUGGAUUAUUGAGAUUUUUAUAAUACAAAACAAAUUCUUAAAAGAAUGUUAAGAAUAAAUGGUUUUAAAAACAGAUUUUCUCAUUUAAAAACUGUAUUUAAGUUGUUAAUUCAAUUGUUUGCAGCAAUGCCAUUGUUUUUUUAUAGUCAUCAGUUUAUAAAAGCAAGGGUGGCUAAGACUAAAGUGUGGUAGUUAAAUACUGUUUUUCUUGAGUAUUUUGUAAACUAGCUGGAAACUGCUCAAACUUCCAUUUUUUGUUUUGAAAACAAAGUUGUUAUUUUAAGAUUGCCAUAUUUAGUUUAAUUCCAUGCUCAAAUUCUGUUUAUUCUUAAUGAAAUGUAUUUUGUUUAGAUAAAUAAAAGACAGGUUCAAAUCUA
Molecule: messenger RNA, 1151 nt
Organism: Limulus polyphemus (Atlantic horseshoe crab)
Lineage: Eukaryota; Metazoa; Arthropoda; Merostomata; Xiphosura; Limulidae
Product: mitochondrial pyruvate carrier 2-like
Exons: 5
Coding region: 92-454 (120 amino acids)
Biological process (GO): pyruvate import into mitochondria
Cellular component (GO): mitochondrial inner membrane
Molecular function (GO): pyruvate transmembrane transporter activity
Source: RefSeq, a predicted model, not a curated record